AUGUCAAGUUAUAAAAGAAAAUCAGAUAGAAAAUUGGUAUUUACUGAAGAAAUUUUAAAAGAUGCAAAGGAAAGAAUACGCCGUGGGCAAAGUCAAAGAUCAGUUGCAGAGUCUUUGAAUGUCCCAGAAUCGACUCUAAGAAAAAGACUAAAAGCAGGCACUGUUCCUUGCUCUUUAGGUAGAUUUUCAAAUGUAUUUACUCCUGAAUUAGACAGUAACUUGGCAGAGCACUGCCGAUGCUUGGAUUUAUGUUUUUAUGGUCUGACGAAGAAGGAGCUAGGAAGAGUCGCUUAUGAUUUAGCAAAUAAAAACGGUCUUAAUCAUAGAUUUAAUAAUGAUAAAAAGGAAGCUAGCAAGAAAUGGGUCGAAAACUUUGCCAGGCGGCAUAACUUCAGUCUCCGUCAACCUGAAAAAACAAGUUUGGCACGUGCUGCAGGAUUCAAUCGUGUACAAGUGCAUCGAUUUUAUGAUAAUUUAAAACAAGUACUUACAACCUUCAAAUUUGUUGGCAGACAAAUUUUCAACAUGGAUGAAACUGGCCUCCAGACAGUGCCAAACAAGUUACCUAAAGUUUAUGCUAAAAAAGGCAAGAAAAUUGUAGGAAAAGUUGUGUCCGCAGAACGUGGACAAACAGUAACGGCUGUUUGUUGUAUGGGUGCUACUGGAAUAUUCGUACCACCUGCAUUAAUUUUUCCUAGAAAGCGGCAAAAACCCGAAUUGAUGGAUGGAGCUCCAGAGGACUCCCUACAGCUUGUAUCCGAUUCUGGUUAUAUGAACUCAGAUCUAUUUAUAAUCUGGCUCAAUCAUUUCAUUAAGAUGGUCAAGCCAUCUAAAGAUGAACCUGCUCUUUUGAUUUUAGAUAAUCAUUCAUCUCAUUUAAGUUUACAGGCUAUUGAAUUAGCUAGGGAUCAUAGAGUUGUUCUUUUGAGCUUAGCACCACACACAAGCCAUCGCAUGCAGAGUUUGGAUACAGGAUUUUUUGGACCAUUAAAAAAAGCUUAUGCAGUUGCAUGUGACAAUUGGCAAGUUUCAAAUCCAGGUCGUGCUAUAACUCAAUAUCAAGUUGCUCGACUAUUUGGCACUGCAUACCUUAAGGUUGGUUCAAUUGACAGAGCCAAGAAAUCAUUCGAAUCUUGUGGCAUCUGGCCUUUUAACGAUCAGAUUUUUUCCGAUGAAGAUUUUGCUCCUGCAAAUGUCACUGACCGUCCCAAUCCAACUGCAGAAACUUCAAGUACAGGCGAAGCCCUUAAUAUAGACACCGGCACAAUUAGCGGAACACAAAAAAAGCAGGAUUUUAAAAUCUUUUACUUGAGGAACUGGCCAGUUAUGAUAUUUUUUUAA
Molecule: messenger RNA, 1341 nt
Organism: Parnassius mnemosyne (clouded apollo)
Lineage: Eukaryota; Metazoa; Arthropoda; Insecta; Lepidoptera; Papilionidae
Source: the annotation of a GenBank genome assembly